This is a messenger RNA of Caenorhabditis auriculariae, 11765 nucleotides long. NCBI's taxonomy places the organism in Eukaryota, Metazoa, Nematoda, Chromadorea, Rhabditida, Rhabditidae. The record is from the annotation of a GenBank genome assembly.
AUGGCGCAACUCCGGCAGCGGCGAGACAACGACGGAAGCCGCGGAGGGCGCCGGACGACGGAGACGCGAUCUGCAGGCGCCGAGGCGGCAGCCGUGUCCCCACGUGGACCGCGAGCUGCACCUCCGACAGUCUUCCUUCUUUUUUUUUUCUUGAUUUUUGAUUUUUACUGUUUCUGAAAAAAAAAGUUUUGAGCUUUUCUGAAAUAUAUAAUUUAAAAAACCAUUCCCAUAUUCUUCUCAAUGCGCUCUGUCUUCAUAGCGACCAAGAUCUUUAGAAAUCUGAGCUUUAAAUAGAAGCGGAAAAAUCGUUAACAGUGCGCUCCACGGAUAAAAAAAUAUAUAAAAAAAUAGCUUUUUCUGCCAAUAGAGAGAAUAUAAUCCUGUUAUAUCUCACAUGAAUCCUUUAAAUUAGGUUUACUAAAAAAAACGUCCUCAAUUUUCCCCAUGUUUCACCUAAAAAAAAACAAACAAAAGCAGAAACUGCAGUAAAAAUUGAAUAUUGGCAAAAUUUAAAAAAUACCUUUUCGCGCCGUUUUUUUCAUUCAUUAAUCCAGCGCAAGUCUUCCCACUAAUUCUUGGGCAGUUUUCAAUUUUCUAUCAUUUUUUCUUUCUAGAUAUAUCGAGGCGUCAGAUUUUCAUCAACUUCAAAAGAUGCCGGCACUCAGACGCAUCCAAAACAUUUUUUUCAAAGGUUCCAUCAGAAAAUGUUGCAAAAAAGCACUUAAUGUCAAUUUUCCAGUAAAAUUUGUCAUUUACGAUCUUUUGGAGCAAUAAAACAAAGGUUUUAUCAUUGAAAAAAACGUCACGGACCGCAAAAUGAACCUAUUUUCUGAGUAAAAAGAGCAUUUUUGACGAAAAACAGCGUCAAGAGAUUUUUUAUAGAGUUUAGUCUGAAAAUUCAUUGUUUGAACUCAGAAAAAGGCCUAAAAAUAGCCGCCGACUCUCACGUGACAAACCUUCAAAGAUUUCCCUCAAAAUUUCGCUUUUCUCUAUCUGAAUGUUGCGAUUUUUCGGUUUUUCAAAUUUCCCAUUGGUUCUUCAUGAGUUCCUGUGUAACUCAGUGACUCUCGAAACUUGUUAAAAAAAUUGUUUUUUUAAUUUAUAAAAAGAAAAACUUUGAAACUUUUUCAUUGGAAACUGGGCCAUUAAAGGUAUUUUAUUGGCGCAUCAGCCAAGGACAUCAGACACGAGAAAAAAAAGCCAUUAAGAGUGCCGAAAAGUGUCCUGGGGUGAGUUUCGAUGGGCUCACAGAUUCUUUUUUUCGUUGAACAGUGUGAAGAGUUUAGUUUGUGUGUAGUUUGAAGUUGAGAACCGAGUUUGGGAGUAGUUUGACGUUGAAAAUGUGGAAAAUCAGCGCCAAAUUAAUGCCGUUUUCAAAGUAAUUUCCGCGAAACGCAAAAUUAUUUCUGACUAUCCAAAGUUUAGUCAUCUUUUUCUUUCUCUGACGGCUUUGUUGGAUUUCGCGGAAGCACUUUGAACACGGCAUAACAUGAAAAAAAAGCAAUUUAUGGAGGAGCUGAAUGUUUUUUUUCUGAGCUACUGUAAGCAAAAGUCCGUACAAGGUGUGUGUGCACAAACUCGAGCCCGCGGCCGCGCAGCGGGAUUUCCUUCAACUUUUGGACUUUACUGCUUUUUGUUUAUUGAUGCUGUUCUGAGUCUUAAAAUGUCCUCGCAAAUUUUUUUUUUAAGCAUUCGAUCAGCCUUCUUUUGUUUUAAUGGAGUUUUAUUCUGAUUAAAGACAUUUCUUUUGUAAUUUUUGUCGUCCAAUUUUCUCUUUUCAGUGAUUCAAUACGUUCCUAUCUAUAUUACCAUAUUUUUAAUUGUUCGAAAAGUCACUUUAGUUGCAUUUUAGACAUGAGGUUGCUGCAGAGAAAUGCAGCAGCGACGACAUGGCGACGCCUGGCCCAUUCGCUGCGAAACCAGCCGACGCUCGCGAUUCGUCGCGAAACCGUCAACGCCUGGGAACGUCGCGCUCCUUUGGCUCCAGUCCAUGUGAAGCGACUCGUCAAAUCGGGCAUCAAUGUCAUUAUUCAGCCCAGUAAUCGACGAGCUUUCCCUAUCCAGGUUUUUUUUCGCUUUCAUAACUGAAGUCAAUACAUUUUGGAACCGCUAAGAUGCUCUAGAAGGUUUUAUAUAGCUUGAAAACGCAAGUUUUCGUUGAAAUUGUUUGGUUAAUCGAUUUGAAAAAAAGAAAAAAUCGCAAAAUAUUUUUUUAGGACUACAUUUCCGCUGGGGCCGUUGUGAAGGAGGACCUAUCUGAAGCUCAAAUUAUCAUGUCCGUUAAAUCAGUGAGUUUCAGAAUUAUUUUUAGCCCUAAAUUUCAAUUUUCCAGGUACCUAUCGAUCAAUUAAUCCCAGAAAAGACCUAUUGUUUCUUCUCCCACACGAUCAAGGCGCAGCAGGAUAAUAUGGAAAUGCUCGAUACGAUCCUUCAAAAGGUAAUUUUUACCUGUUUUGAGAAUAUUCAGCUUUGUUUAGAACAUCCGAUUGAUCGACUACGAGAAAAUCGUGGAUAGUCGAGGAAAACGGCUGGUUAUGUUUGGAAAAUGGGCCGGAAACGCCGGUUUCAUCGAUAUUUUGCAUGGUUUGGGGCUCAGGUUUGUUGAAAAAUUGAAAAAAAAUAAGAAAAGAUAAAUUUCAGAUUACUCGCCUUGGGCCAUAAUACUCCAUUUCUGCACAUGGGUCUUGCCCACAAUUAUAACGAUUCCCACAUGGCGAUCAAUGCCUUGAGAGAUAUUGGCUAUGAAAUCGCAUUGGAUCGGAUGCCGAGGUGAAAAAAUCAGAAAUUCAGAAAAAAAUCUUUUAAAUAAGCAUGUUAUCAGUAAAGUAAGGUAAAAAGCUUGGAAAUUCCCGGAAAAUUCGAAAAAAAGACAUGAAAACUCAGAGAAAACUUGAGAAAAGGCGUAUUGUCAGUAAAAAAAUUAGUUAGAAAAAAAUCAUUAUUUAAGAGGCAUGCAACCAUUAAAAUUUGAUUAAAAGCUUGGAAAUUUUGAGAAAAAUUUGGAUACCAGAGAGAAUAGUUAGGCAUAUUAUGAAUAAAAAUUUUGUAAAAAGUUUGGAAUUCCAGAAAAAUUUUUUUCUAAUAUAAGAAUGAUAGGUAAAAAAAGCCCAGAGAAUCUUUUUUUGAACUUCUAGUUGCUUUCCAGCAUAUUUUUUUAUUUUGAAAAAGAGAAAUAAUAAAAAAAUAUUUUGGUGAAAAAUUAGCGAAUUUCCUUUUUGAGGGGCUUUUUUUCGUUUUUUUCCUGAGAAAAAUUAAGGUUCAAGAGUUUUUUUCCAUGAGCUUUCAAUUCUCUGAAAUAAGCAUUAACUAAUAACUCAUUGUAAAAAAAAAACGCGAAAAAUAAAUCUGAACGAUUUUCACUACAAUUUUUUCCCUUUUUCAACUCUCCCGAUCAUUUUUGGGCUUUUUACUUUUUUCGUUUGCUCCUCCAAGUUUUCUAGUUCAACGAUUACUUGUAAAAACCUGUUUUUUCGUCUAAAUUCAUCAUUUUUUCGAUUUUCCUUCUCAAAACUGAUUCAAAAAAACUGUCCCUUUCUUAUCAUUGAAGUCUUGAUUUUUAGAUCCCUCGGCCCCUUGAUUUUCGUUUUCACCGGGUCCGGAAACGUUUCCCAAGGAGCUCAGGAGCUUUUCGAACAUUUACCCCAUGAAUAUGUCGACGUGGCGACUUUGCCCAAAGUUGCCAAGAAAGGACGUUAGUUUUUAUUAUCCUUGAUUUUUUUACUUAUCGAUUUUUAGAACUGAACAAAGUCUACGGUUGCGUCGUCACCCGAAAAGACCAUUUUGUUCCGAAACAUGGUAAUUUUAAAGAAAAAUUAUGAAAUAUAUUGAAUUUUUGAAUUUUCAGGCGGUCCUUUCGAUCAUGCAGAGUUUAGCGAGCAUCCCGAACGAUUUACUUCGAAAUUUGCGACGGCUGUGAGUUUAAAAAAUGGAAAAAAAUGGGUUACUGUAGCUACUCGGUGUUUGCGGUCGACUGCAGAAUACAUUUAAUUCCACGACUUUUUUUCUCAAAUUUAUUUUGCUCUUUUUUUUGAAUUCAUUACCAUUUUAGACGUUGAAAAAAUAAUUUUUCACACUUUUCAGAUCGCCCCCUAUGCCUCCGUUAUCAUCAAUGGUGUGUAUUGGGAUUCCCAUUCGCCGCGUUUAAUCACGAUUCCCGACGCGAAAAAUUUGCUAACCCCUGUUCAAAAAGUUGGAAAAUACGAGUUUUCUAAGAAAUUUAUGAUUUUUCCAGUACGAAACUCCGGGCUGUCCGACCUUGCCGCAUCGCCUGGUGGCCUUGUGCGAUAUUUCCGCAGAUCCAGGAGGUACUGUAGCUUUUAUUCAGUUGUGAGAAAAUAACUGAUUUUUGAGAGCUGCAAAUGAUUUUUUUAAAGAUGAUAUGCUUUUUGUUUUUGUACGGAAUUCUACCUGAGUCGAUUUUUUGAUCUUUGUUCAUGUUAUAAACUGAAAACAUCUGGAAGAAUUAAUUACAGUAAGCUCUUUCCGCAGAUAUGAAGGGUACUGUAGCUUUUAUUCAGUUGUGAGAAGAGAACUGAUUUUUGAGAGCUGUAAAUGAAUUUUUUCAGUUAAGAGAUGAUUUUUAUCCUUUUUUUCGUACUGAAUUUUUUCUGAGUCGAUUUUUCCACCAGUUUUUUUGCUGUAUUCUGAAAAUAUCUGAAAAAAUAAUUACGGUAACUUUUUUUCGCAGAUAUAGGGGGAUACUGUAGCUUUGAUUUAACUGUGGGAAGAGAACCGAUUUUUGAGAGCUGUAAAUGAUUUUUUUUUUUGUCAAAAGAUGAUUUUUAACUGUUUUUCGUACUAAAUUCCACCUGCACAAAAUUUUUACUGAUUCAAAUUUUCCAUGUCAAAAUCUGAAAACAUCAGAUUACAGUAACCUUUUUCCGCGAAUCCAGAGGGUACUUAAUGUAGCUUUGAUUGAGCUGUAAGAAGUGAACCGAGUUUUGAGAGCUGCAAAUGAGUUUUUAAAAAUAGCCAGGAGAUGAUUUCGCAUCAUUUUCUUGUACAAGAGUUUACCUUAUUCAAUUUUUUUAAUAUUUACAUCUGAAUCAUAGUUACAGUAACCUUUUUAAAGGCUCAAUCGAGUUUAUGCGCGAGUGCACCACCAUUGACAAGCCUUUCACCAUCUACGACGCCGAUUUCAACACUUCAACUGAUAGGUUUUUGCCUUGAAAAAUGAAAAAAAAAAUGAUUUUUUUUUUCAGUUUCGGCUCUCCAUCGGGCUGUCUUGUGUGCUCCAUUGAUAAUAUGCCCGCCCAGAUGCCAAUCGAAGCCACUGAACAGUUUGGCAACCUGCUUUAUCCCUACGUUAAGGAUAUUGUGAGUGGGGGUUUUUGGAAAUUGAAGGAAUAAGGGACCCCUUUAGGGACUACUCGGGGGACUUUUAGUUGAAUUUUGAGUGGGAGAUUUAUGUUUAAAAUCGUCUGAAAUUGAAAAAAAAAAAAUAAGACUUUACUUUAUUUCUGUGUAAUAGUGUGAUUAGGGGAGAAAGAAUGGAAUUUUCUUCUUAAAAAUAUAGAAUUUUGAGAAGUUAUAGUAACUCCUGGCUAAAGGAUGCUGGAUUUUUGACUUUUUGAAGUUUUCCAACAUUGAAAAAACAGAAAUCAUCUCGUUUUCCAGAUGAAAUGCGCCACGAACAAGGCCUUCGAUUCACUUCAGUGCCGUGACGAAGUCAAAAACGCGAUUAUCACGGAUUCCGGAUCACUCACCCCGAAUUACACCUACAUCGAGCAGUUGAGAAAGGAUCAGGCGAUGUUAGUACUGGAAAAACCAGAAAAUUUGGGUUCAGAAGCGAAGAAAUGCAUAUAUAGAACAAGAGAAAUUAAUGCUGCGUCAAAAAAUAAGUUAAAAAUCAUUAAAAAGCAAGGAAAAACAAAGAAAGGCAGCUGAAAAGCUUGAAAUUCGACUUUCAUCUGUGGUAUAGGGUAUUUAGCGGAUGAAAACUAUAGGAGAAGCUUUAAAAAAAGGAUUUAAUUUUUCAUUUUAAGUUCUGUAGAGCUUGAAUAAUUCGAAGUAUUUCAUGUAAAUAGGGAAAUCAGAACAGAAAAUAGCUAGAAAAUAGGAAAAAAAAGAGGUCAAGGGAAAACAGGAAAAAUUAGGGAAGGAGUGGAAAAAUUGAAGUGAUGAAGAAAUGUAUAAAAAUGAAAAAAAAAGCGCCAAUGAAUAGAGAAAAUAUCAAUUUAGAACUGAAACUAACAUAAAAAUCAUAAAAACGUGACAGAAGUACACAAAGAAGACUUUAAAAGCUUGUUAUUUGACUUUUAUUCGUGGUGUAUGAUAUUUAGAUGAUAAAAACUAAAGAGGAAGCUUGAAUUUUUUCAUUCUGCAGAGCUUGAAGUAUUUCAAAAGUUUGGGAACGACUAGAAACAUCUAAGUGACGAAUAAAUACAUAAAAACGAACCGAAAAAGCGCCAAGGAAAAAAAAAAUCAAAUAUGAACGGGAAAAUGGCAUAAAAAUCAUAGAAAAGAAACAGAAGAAAAUUCAAAAAUAUUAAGAUUAGAUUUUGUUGUGUUGUAUAUGGUAUCCAGACGAUGAAAACAGUUUAAUUAGCAUGAAAAUUUAACUUAUUGUAUUGUAGAGAUCGAAUAUUUAUGCCGUGUUCAAUUUGAUUACGCGAAAUGCAAAAUGCCCGUUAGAGAAAGGGAAAGAUCACUGAACUUUGGAGAGUCAGAGAUCAUUUCGCGUUUCGCGGAAUAAAAUUGAACACGGCAUUAGAAUUGUCUUAUGUUAAUAGUGAAAUAAAAGCAAAAAAAAAAAGCUUGAAAUUGAUGCCGUGUUCAAAGUAAUUUCCGCAAAAUGCAAAAUGAUCUCUGACUCUCCAAAAUUUGGUGAUCUUUUCCUUUCUCUAGCGGGUAUUUUGCAUUUCGCGGAAUCAAAUUGAACACGGCAUGAAGUUAUAAUGCCAUUUUCAAAAUAAUUUCCGCGAAAUUCAAAAUUAUCUAUGACUCUCCGAAAUUCAGUUGUCUUUUCUACUCUCUGACAGCUGUUUUGAACCUCGCGAAACCACUUUUUACACGACAUAAUGACAAAAAAAGGGGGGUCAAACCCACGUUUCUUUUUUCUUGUUGACGUAAAUAAGAGCAAGAUAGAGAGUGGCAGACACGUUGGCUCCGCCUUCCGUUCGAUAAGCGCGUGGCUUUUUUUUUCAUUUUCAUUUUCGCUUCGUUUUUUUUUCUUGAACGUUUGUUGAAAUAGCUUAUUCACGGCCAGCUUGGGACGUAAAGGGGCGUGGCCUGUCUGCGCUCUCCACCAACCAGGCACUAUCUCUUUUAUUAUCGUGUCAGGACCCUUUUUCGAUGGCUCGAGCCAGCCGUGAAUCAGCUAUAGUUAGUUUUGUGAAAAUUAUCAUUUUUCUGGCCUUCUCUACAAGAAUGAUAGUUCAACGUGAUUUUGAGCACUACCUUUCAAAAAAGUGACCUUUUUCAGGUCCUCCCACCACAAAUCCCGGGUCAUGGGAACCAAUGAUAAGAAGGUCCUUUUAUUGGGCGCCGGAAUGGUCAGCGGCCCGUUCGCCGACUUUUACUCCAAACAGAAGGAUGUUGGUUGAAAAAUGAAGACGUGGGGAGGAUUUUGACGUCUUCAGGUCGUCCUGACGGUUGCCACGGAAUCGCAGAUGGACGGACAGAGGCUGAUGACGGCGCCGAAUAUUUCUUCGGUCGUCGUUGACGUCGCCAGGGAGCCUCAUCGCAUUGAGAAGUUGAUCGGGUUGGUUUUGAGCGUGUUUUUCAGGGUUUUUUAUAACUUAUUCCAUUUUUGCAGCCUCCGAAUUGCUACAGUAGCUUUUUCCUUCUAUAUUUUCCCUCUUCCUUGAGUUUUUGUGGUUUUUAGAAAUCUUGCAACUCGUUUUUUCAGUCCUGUUUGGUCUUUGAAGGAUUUUUUCGUUUCUUGUUUGUCCUGGAAGGUGGUUACUUUCAUAUAGAUUUUUUUCAAAGUGAAUACUUUUUUUGAACCAUUGAUUUUUCUCAGGGAACACGACCUGGUCGUUUCCCUGCUACCCUUCAACUUCCACCCGCAAAUCGCCCGCAUGUGUAUCGCAAAUCACCGCGAUAUGGUUACGUCGAGCUACGUUUCGCCUGAAUUGGAAGCUCUCGACAAGGCGUUAGUUUUAUAUUUUUUUUAUGAAAUUCUGCGAAUUUUGCUGAAUUUUCUUCUAGAAUAUUACGCAAGAAAAUCGAAGAAUAUAACUAGAAAAAUUUUUUUUUGCCAUAACUUUAAUUCUAGGACCUUUCUGCUUUUUCUUACUCAUAAUUCGACGAAAUUUCCUCUCCUCAUAGUAUCAUUUUGCAUUUAGAAGAAAGUUCCAGCUUCUCGAAUGGACAUGAAUCCUGAAAAGAGCAUAUUUCAAGCAGAAAAAGAUAGCUUCUGUCGAGUUUUGAGAACUUCUUGAAGAUUUCUAGCCGUUACGCUUCUUUUGAACCUAUUUUCCGACAAAAACGCUCACGGGGGUUGAACCAGAGACUAUUUCAAGUAUAGAAAGAGCUCUUAGCCACUAGGCCGUUGACGAAAACAUAAAAAACUGAAUAAUAAGUCAAUUUUUAGUGCCAAAGAAGCCAACGUGACGAUAAUGAACGAGGCCGGCCUCGACCCAGGAAUCGACCACAUGUUGGCCAUGGAAUGCUUCGACGAGAUCAAAAAUCACGGCGGACGGGUUUUCCUGACGUCAUCUCCUCUAAAAUACUGUAGUAUUACUGUAGGUGACGUCAUUCGUAUCAUUCUGCGGCGGUCUUCCGGCGCCGGAAUGGUCCGACAAUCCAUUGCGGUACAAGUUCUCCUGGAGUCCCAAAGGAGUCCUGACCGCCCUGAUGAACCCGGCUAGGUAUCUGAUGAAUGGAAAGGUGGAUAAAUACCUGAAAAAAUGAAGGUAGAUACAAAGUUCCAGGUGAAAGAAGUACCGUCCGGCGGCGUGGUUGAUAACCUCUACCCCAUCGAUUUCAUGCCCGGACUCAAUUUGAUCGGAUUCCCCAACAGGGACUCGACAAAGUAUGCGGAUAUCUACGGCCUUGGACCCGAGUGUGGAACGUUGUUGAGGGGAACGCUUCGUUAUCAGGUUAUUUUUACGAUGAUGUGAAAAAUUACGGUUCUUAGGAGCUUGAAAAGGUUACAUUGAAUGGAUUUUUGAGCUAAGGGAGUGAAGUUUCUUUUUUUAAAUCAGUUUGAGUACACCAUGAAUUAAAAAAUGAAAUAGUCGAUCUGCAGCUCUCAAAAGUGAUCAAAUAGAAAAAUUUGCAGCCCUCAAAAAUAAUCAUUUAGGUAAAUUUGCAGCUCUCAAAAAUAAUCAAGUAGACCAACUUGCAGCUCUCAAAAUACAACUUGCAGCUCUCAAAAACCUGUUAGAUUGAUUUGCAACUCUCUAAUAUAAUCAAAUAGAUCGAUUUGCAGCUCCCAAAAAAAAAAAAUCAAGUAGACCAACCUGCAGCCCUCAAAAAUAAUAAAUUCGCCCAACUUGCAGCUCCCAAAAAUAAUCAAUUUGACCAACUUGCAGCUCUCAAAAAUAUACAGUUUUACCGAUUUGCAGCUCUCAGAAAUAAUGAUAAAGCAGAAAAAUUUGCAGCUCUCAAAAGUAAUCCAGUAGACCAACUUGCAGCUAUCAAAAAUAAUAAGUUUAACGAAUUUGCAGCUCUUAAAAAUUAUCAAGUAGACAAACUUGCAGCUCCCAAAAAUAAACGAGUAGACCGAUUUGCAGCUCUCAAAAAUCUGUUAGAUUGAUUUGCAAUUCUCUAAUAUAAUCAAGUAGAUCGAUUUGCAGCUCCCAAAAUUUAUCAAGUAGACCAACUUGCUGCUUCCAAAAAUAAUCGAGUAGACCGAUUUGCAGCCCUCAAAAAAGAUUAAGCUGGCCAAAAGCAGCUCGAAAUUGACAAGUCAGCAACCAAUUGACUUUUUCACAAAUUUGGACCAAUUCUAGUUAUUUUGGGCUUUUUCGUGCUCCAAACACCUUCAAGUGCAAGAAAUAAAAACCGACCGCUUUUUCCAGGGAUUCGUCGAAACGGUGAAAGCCCUCCACUCGGUUGGACUUUUGUCCUCAGAACCCACUGAUGCCUUCACUUCUACCAUUGGACCCGAUCAUACCUGGGUACAAAAAUACCUAAAAUUGCCCAUUUUCAAGAAAAAUUGGUUCAGAAAGAGCUGAUGGCGUCGCUUCUCAACAAGAAAUUUGACAUCUUCCCCGAUUCUCUAAGAAAUAUUGCCGCCGAGAAGGUUGAGAACAAGGUUUUCCUGAAGAAAAUGAAAGGAAGGUUGGAAAAAUCGGGGAUUUAGGUCGGAAUGAAGUCCCUGGUGGAGUUGGGACUUUUCUCGGAUGUCGUCGUAGACCGACACAAUACUCCCAUUGACACGUUGGCUCAUUACCUGUCCAAGGUAAUCAGAAAUAAAUUGAGGAUUCGAUGAGAUUUUCCAGAUUCUGGCCUUCAAACCGAAUGAAAGUGAUCUGGUCGUCUUGAAUCAUGAUAUUACUGCUCAGUUGCCAGGUAAGAUUUUGAAAAUGAUGAAAAAAGCCCUCAAAAAAAUAUUCGACCAAUUUGCAGCCCUCAAAAAUAAUCAAAUAGGCAAAUUUGCAGCUCUCAAAAGUAAUCAAGUAGGCAAAUUUGCAGCUCUCAAAAGUAAUCAAGUAGACAGAUUUGCAGCUCUCAAAAAUAGUCGAGAACUUUCGAAAUUUUCCAUAAAAGGCCUGGUUUUUUAAAGGGGACCCCAAACUUCGUUUUUUUCUCUUUCGUAACCUUUUUUGAGGUUAAAUAAAGUCUCUGGGAAUUUUUCUAGUGUUUUCCAAUAAUUUCCUCCUUUUUAUAACUUUACCAACUACAUCCCUGAACCUGAAAAUAUUUAUACAUUCAAUUAAAAAUUCAAAAAACUAGGGAAAUUCAGGAGGAAAAUCGGAGAAACACCGGAUCAGUUUGGUACAGUACGGACACACGGAAGGAUUUUCGGCGAUGGCCCGGACUGUUGGCUACACGACGGCCAUUGUCUCACACAUGGUCCUUAUGAGUACGUUUCAUGGCUCAGUGUUGCUCAUGUUAAAAAAAAACAAGCGAAAAAACCGUAUUUAUUGGUUAAUGUUAUCAAAAGGAGCUAUUUUUCAGCCAAAAAAUUUGUUUUAGUAAAUUUCAGAUUGAAUCCCAAAAGCUCACAUUUCUCAUAAUUGUAUCUCUCAUUGUUGCUCAUGUUAGAGGGGAAGCAGAUUUAAAUUUUCUUUUUUUACUGGUUUAUGUUAUUUAGAAAAGCUAUUUUUCAGCCGAAAAAAUCUAUUUUUGAAUAUUUAAAGGAUCAUUCUCAAAUAUUUUGAAUAAAUUUCAGUCUAAACUUAUUUUUUUUCUCAUACGUUGUAUAUCUCAUUGUUGCUCAUCUUAAAGAAGAGGGAUUUUUUUAGCGAAUAUAUAUCUACCGAAGCUAUCUUUCAGUCGAAAAAAAUGCUAUUUUUUUGAAUAUUUAAAGGACCAUUCUCAAAUUUUUUUGAAUAAAUUUAAGACUAAACAUAUGUUUCUCGUACGGUUUAUAUCUCAUUGUUGCUCAUGUUAAGGAAAACAAAUUUUAAAAAACGAAAAAAGCCAGUUUUCAGCCCAGAAAAUCUCAUUUUUUUUUUGGAUAAUUAAAGGACUUCUACCUCAAAAGAAGAAGAAGAUUUGAAGGACCAUUCUCAAUUUUAUUUGAAUACUUUCCAGACGAAAUCCAAAAGGCGGGAAUCCAAAGACCGAUCCUGAAGCAAGUCUACCGACCGGCGCUCCAACGCUUGAAGGACUUUGGAAUUUCGGCCACCCAUACCGUGACUCCGAUUUGA